UCAGAUAUACCCACAUCAAAACUCUAGGAUUCGAAGAAAUGAGAGUAAAUGGAAUCAUGGUCGCCGCUGAUUGAUAUCUUCAUGAACUCCCCUUGUCCUGAAACAGAAGCGUCUCUUUGGUUACGACGAAAUUUCAAGGCCUCAUCUUCCAUUUCCGCCCCCACGAUCACUACCAAUUCAUUCCUUCUUCUGCUCACGAAACCCCUCGACGCCGUCGUUAACAAAUCUUUUCCUCCUACAACUAAUCGAAUCAUUUGGAUGCAAACUUUACCUAAUUUGAUACAGUCUCGAAUCCUUUCUUUUCUCUCCAUAGAGCGUCGUAGUUUUCAGUCUGUUGAUUUGGUUAAACUCGCCAGAUGUAUAAUACAAAGUGAGGCUACAGAUCUCGACUUUUGGGUUAAGAAAGCUGCACGCCAGCUGCUUGAUAAAAUGUCUGAAUCCGAUUAUGAAUGGGUUUCUAGUUUCAGUCUUGAUUCUGAAGGAGGAGGUUUAGAAGAUGAUUUUGAUUCUCUUCCAGAUUGGUUUAACUUGUCAAAUUCACAAGAUUCAGUCCUUCCAUGGCUUCCUAUUUCAACAGAUGAUCUCAAUUCAAAAAUGACUUGGACACUCACAGGUGAGGUUUUCAUGACUCAAGUGGAAGAGAAAGAGCAUGAAAAUGAACAGAUAAUCAUGACAGAAGUUUCUGAUGAAAUUGAUCCCGAUAUUAAGGGAAGAGCAUGUCAUCUAAAAGAGAGAAUAUUAACUACCUCUACUUCAGAAUCUGUCGUAUUGGCAAAGGAAAUCCGCGAUCUUUGUAUAAAACAUCGAGCCAAUUCAUUUUCAGUCCUCGGAUUUAUUGAACCUUGGGAAGCUGAUGACGAAACUGCUUCCACUCUUCUUUCAAAUCUUUUAGAAGGAAAUGAAGAAGAAGAAGAAGAUACGAACUGGCCAAGUCAAGUCAUUUCCUCGAUCAUCCUCCCCAAGUUACUAUCAAUGGAAAAGCCAUCUUCCCGUUUACUCCUAAACUCUGUAAUUGCCUUUUGCAAGGUUCAUCAUAAGGCAGCUGUAGAUGCUUUGCUGAUUCCACUCAUAUUUAAGGCAGAAGGAAUUAACAACCCGAUAUGUGACGCGAUCGCGAAGAUCUUGAAAGAAUGCUUGCACCCUGUUCACGUUUCUUCCCUGUACCACAAGCUUCUAUGUCGGGAAGAAACAAAUGAAAGAGGAUUUAUAUGUUUGCCUUGUCAUCGACAUUUGAUAUGCGACGAGUUGGUAUGGACAGAAUCGACGUUUAUCUUGUUUCAUAAUAUAUUGAAUCAUAACGUUCAUCUGACUCAAGAUUCUAUUGAUCAGCUCGUUCAUCAGGUCCUGAUUUCAGCCGAGAAGUAUGCCAAAUCUUUGAAAUUUGGAAAUUUUUUACUAUGUUUUGUCACUAAAUGUGCUCAGUUAUUGAAAUCUCACAAGAUUUGCUUGAUUGGAGUGGUUAGAUGUACAAAUACUCUUGUGACUAAAUCUGUGUUGUCUAAAUUGGCUAGUUUAUGAACUUGUUUAUUGAAUAUUGGUAUGUUUUUGUCAAUGUAGUGUACUUUAGUUGUUA
Messenger RNA from Impatiens glandulifera, 1573 nucleotides. RefSeq lists its product as uncharacterized. The record is from RefSeq and is a predicted model, not a curated record. The transcript is spliced from 2 exons. Gene Ontology annotation, cellular component: Fanconi anaemia nuclear complex. Gene Ontology annotation, biological process: interstrand cross-link repair. The coding region runs from base 49 to 1518 and encodes 489 amino acids. NCBI's taxonomy places the organism in Eukaryota, Viridiplantae, Streptophyta, Magnoliopsida, Ericales, Balsaminaceae.